Messenger RNA from Emiliania huxleyi CCMP1516, 1905 nucleotides. RefSeq lists its product as hypothetical. Gene Ontology annotation, biological process: nucleotide catabolic process. Lineage: Eukaryota; Haptophyta; Isochrysidales; Noelaerhabdaceae. The transcript has 2 exons. The coding region runs from base 1 to 1599 and encodes 532 amino acids. Gene Ontology annotation, molecular function: hydrolase activity. Gene Ontology annotation, cellular component: cytosol. The record is from RefSeq and is a predicted model, not a curated record.
AUGCAAAAGCAGACUGCGCUGCGCCUGUCGGAGGUCAACCUCCUCGUCGUCACCGAUGUGCACUCUUUCCUCGCCGCCCACCUGCACGCGGAUGGCAUGUGCGGCGUCGAGAGGUGCGACGCGUCCUUCGGUGCACUGCUGUCUUUCGUCCAGCACCUCCGCGCCGCGGGCGACAAGCAGGGGAAGGACGUCUUUUUCUUCGACAACGGUGACGUGGUUGACGGGACCGGGCUAAGCUCUGCCACGCCCGUCCACGGCAAGGCGGUGCUCCCGCUGCUGACCAGCCUGCCGCUCGAUGCACUGAACUGCGGCAACCACGAGCUCUACCAGAGCAGGACUGUUCUCGAGGGGCUGCUUGGCACGGUCGGCCCGCGGCCGUCCUUUGUCGGCAGCUGGAACGGGACUUACCUCACCUCCAACAUCGUACUCGCCUCGUCGGGAGCGCCGCUCGGAUCGCGCUUCGCCUUGCUGAAAGGGCGACACGGGACUCGGCUGCUCGUCCUCGGCUGGCUGUACGAGAUGCGCGACCACUGCGCCGCCGUCAACGUCACUAAGAUCGCGGCGGCCGUGAGCGAGCCGUGGUUUGCUGCGGCGAUGGCGCACGCUGCGCACGUCGACGCGAUCGUGCUCCUCGCGCACAUGCACUACGCCGACCCGCUCGUGGGCGAGAUGCUGGCCGCCAUCCGCAGGGCGGUGGGGCCGGCAGUACUCGUGCAGGUCCUCGCGGGCCAUUCCCACAUCCGCGCCUCCGCGCGCCUCGACGCGCGCGCGGCGGUGCUCGAAGCAGGCCACUACGCGGACACGGUUGGCUUCGCGUCGUUCAACGCCUCGCGCGGAGUGUCACUCCACCACAGCUUCGUGCACGAGUAUGUGCAUAUGAGCCGCGCCUCGCUCGCCGCCGCCGCCGGGGUCGCCGCUGCCGCGUUCGACACGCCGGCAGGCCUGGCGCUGUCGCGCCGCAUCGACGAGACGCGCGAUGCGCUCGGAGUCUCGACUGCUCUCGGCUGCGCGCCACGCACCUACCGCGCCUCCGCCCCCCUCGGCGCGGACGACUCGCUCUGGUCGCUCUAUUUGGACGUCGUCGCGCCGGCCGCCCUCUUCACGCCUGCGCGCAACGCAUCGCAGUGCUUCCUCACCUCGACCGGCGCGUUGAGGUAUGACUUGUACGCCGGCCGUGUGACCCGGGACGACGUGGCGAUGGUCCUUCCCUUUGAGGACCGGCUGUGGGUGGUGCAGGCGCGCGGAGACGUCAUCUCCAAGGCGUUGGCCUCGCUCAACAGCGGGUCGGCCGGCGGAGAGGACGGGGAGGAGGGGGAGCGGCCCUUGCGUGCGGAGCAGGCGGCGUUGCCUCGGUACGCGGCGACCCCGAGCGCGCUCGCGCCCGAGCAGCUCUUUGACGCGAUCGUGGGCGAUUUCGACCGGGACGCUGUCGCGGGAGCCAUCCGCACGGCUGGCGGGGCCGCCGUCGGCCCGCCCGUGCGCUACGACAAGGCCGCAGUUGCAGCUCGCAGCAUUGCGCCACCGCCAACAGACACGGAUGCGUGGCUCCGCUGGGCGAGGACGUUGCCGCAGCCACCAUGCGGGGUCGCGUCUAGGUGAGACCGGAAGCAGUUCGAGGUUUUGGCGCUUGGAGUUAUCGUCACCUGCCACACAGUCUCAAUAGGACUCUCUCUCUCUCUCUCUCUUCACAUAAUAUGCGCAUGUGACAGACUCGACUCUAUCUCUCUCGCACACGGAUCCAGCGCACUACGCCAUAUAAACCGGGCUUGAAAGACACACAAACGGACCCAAACCACCCCGCGCACAACGCGCGACCGAUCGACUUUGCGCCCCCGCGGCGUGUCACAGGGACAGGCGCUCGCGGGCGCUUUUUGAUUGCGUGAGACAUAUGCAAAGUGUGGUCAG